AUGAGCUUUAACCUCCCAAACCCCUGUUUGAUUGGAAUAUUGCUCAUAAUCUCAACUCAUAGCGGACCGCAAUUAGUUUACAAGUACCCCACAGAUCUCUCUUCUGGUUUAUCUUCUGAUAUAGAUCAAGAUGGCAGAAUAACGCAUAAUAGUUCAGCAACAACAGAUGAACAAACCAAUAAUGCAGAGAAGGACGAAGAGGAAGAGGAAGAUGAAGAUGAGUUAUACGAAUAUAGAAAUGAUGAAGAUCUUGUGGAUGAUCAAAACAGUCAGCAUUUGAUAAAUGAAACUGGAACCGAUCGUAACUUAUAUGGUAUAAAUAGAAGUUGGGACUUUCGUCACUUGCAGUAUUACCUAGGGACCAAAUUGGAUUUGAAAACUUUUUUGGAUGAACAAGAUGGUCGUCGGAAACAGUUGAGGCAAAGAAAAGAAGAAAAAAAUCAAAGUAGGUCCGUACAAGUACCGCAUGCAGCGAGCGAACAUAAGGACCUAUCUAGGGCAAACUCCGAGAAUAAGUCCUUUGCGCGCACGGUAAUAUCAGAUAAAGGGCAAGCACAUCCAACAAAAGCAGGAUCCAUCAAUGACAAGAUUUUUGGCAUGGAUCCGGCAUACCUAUGUGAAAUGUUGGCACCGCCUCGUCCAAUGUGCAAUACAAGAUUCGAGGUAACAAUUGAAGAUAAAGUUUUUUUAGGUUUGCCCACUCAUAGGCACGAUAAUGGGGCAUGGAAGACUAAAUUUGCCAGCAAUAAUGGAUCGUAUUCAAAUACAAAACACAACAAUGGAGGUGUGGCGGAGAAUGAUUCAUCGGCGACCACACUGGGCUCGACAUCGAAUUUAAACAUGUUUCAUCUCGUUUUUGUUAUGAAUCCACCUGCCAUUGAAAAUAACUAUAGGGUUGACGAAAUGUUUCAGCACGUCAUUUCCAAACUAUCGUUGGUUCUUCGACACGCACAACAAAAACACAAUUAUGUUGGACAACAAGUGAAGACUAUUUUCAAAUUGAGAGAUGAAAUGGCUGACGAGAGAUCUUUGGCUCAGUACUCGUCACUCUGCAAAUUGAUUUGCGAUUGUUAUCAUGCAAUAAGCUCAUCGAAAAUUGCGAAUUUGCUAAUAGAUGGGAAGAUGAAAUCUUUUCAGAUACCUGUAAAAUCCGAGUUUCAUUCUUUACCAGAAGCAUCAGUACCGUUCAUUCCUGGUUCAUAUUUAUGCUCAGCAUCCAAUAUUUUGAACAAUAACGGAUUUGUAAAUGUGGGAGAGUCUUCUAGGUACGACCAUACCCAUCAUAGCCAAAUCCAAACAGAAGAAAGCACGGAGGAGAUAAUCGUUUAUUUUGCACUUUUAUUGCUUGACGAACCAGAGAAUAUUAUCAAAGAUAUAAAAACUUCAAAAGAUUCUGUCUUGUCUGAAUUCAUCAGAACAAUUCAACCUACAGAGUCGUUACUUAAAUUUUCCAUUCGCGUUCCCAAAUUUGACAUUUUACAAGUAAAGUCGUUUGCAUUCCAUUUGAUAUACUGGAGAAGGGCAAGGAUUAUACAGCCGUUAUCGUCACGAUCUGUUUAUGUGGUUUCACCAAUGUCUUCUUUGACGAUCAAGUUGUAUGAAGACAUAUCUGCUUUCAAAGAUAGAUUUCCCACCUUACCGUCUUUGCCACACUUUCUCAAACUUCUUUCGCCACAGUCUAGGAAGCCGCAGCAGUAUGCGUCUAUAAUACCUUCCAGGGACCACCGAGGCAGCUACUUGGAAGCACUCAGCUGGCUAACGAGAUUUGGAUACGUUACCCAGCAACUUACAUUUAUUUGGCUUAAGAUUUCCAAGAAAAUCAAAAUUAAAAUAGAAGAAGAUAUCGAAAACGAGACACUUGCUAAACGUGGUGUUAAGACGAAAACUCCGAAUAUCAAGACAAAGUCUACAGACAACACGUCGAAACAAACGGGAGAUAUUAUUGCUUCUCAGGGCAACAACAAUAUUCUCAAGGGUCAUGAGGAACGCGACACAUUCUUUAAUACCGAAGAAGCUAUUAUGCUGAGUUUAAAUGAGCAUUUUAAAAAGUCAUCCUUGGUAUCAAUAGUGGAGGAUGAUGACACUAUUAUCCUUGACCCAGGAAGAGCGUCCACAUUGGAACGACGAUGGAUAAACGAACUAAUUUUUGAAGAAUGUAAAUUGUCGUCGGAAUUGACAGCUAUUUUUUACAAGUUAUUGAAGUAUAUGAAUGGAGAAAGUCCUCUUGAAUUGUUGCUAUUAAAGGAAAACGUUUCUAGAGCAGAGUUGAAAAAACUCUUAUAUGCCAUUGAGGACCAUAUUAUCUCUGUAAGGCAUUGGUGA
Messenger RNA from Lodderomyces oxycetoniae, 2322 nucleotides. RefSeq lists its product as uncharacterized. Gene Ontology annotation, biological process: cellular response to amino acid starvation; positive regulation of autophagy; negative regulation of TORC1 signaling. The record is from RefSeq and is a predicted model, not a curated record. Gene Ontology annotation, cellular component: GATOR1 complex. The transcript has a single exon. The coding region runs from base 1 to 2322 and encodes 773 amino acids. NCBI's taxonomy places the organism in Eukaryota, Fungi, Ascomycota, Pichiomycetes, Serinales, Debaryomycetaceae.